CCACCUGUAGCAGGCAGCGACUCUAGAGCUCUGUUAUACCCCGUUAUACUGGCAGGACACGGGACUUCAUAACCUCCUCAGAAAAAAAACCCCGUUUCCUUAAAAGUUACAUCUUAGACCUGAACCAUGUUUCUCAGAUGUCUGCCUGUCGUGUUUCUCCUGGCUGCUGUCGUCAAAGGAAUGGCAACGACAGAGCCUCAAAGCUCAAAUUCAAGCAGCGACCACACAACCAAGAAUUUUACAGCUACCACCACAGAGACCAUCACAGUAUUCAACAGCACCGCGACAGAGAACAGUAACGACACCAUCAGCAGAAGCACAACUGACUCCCCGUCAGCUCCAACCAGUGGUGAUGUCACAUCCACUGCAAACCUAGAGACAAACCAACCUACCAACGCUAGUGAGACUACAAAUACAACCACCACACCAACCACACACACCAACAAUGACACAACUUCACUGACACCAACCACACACACCAACAAUGACACAACUUCGAUCACACCGACCACACACACCAACAAUGACACAACUUCGAUCACACCGACCACACACACCAACAAUGACACAACUUCGAUCACACCGACCACACACACCAACAAUGACACAACUUCACUGACACCAACCACACACACCAACAAUGACACAACUUCGAUGACACCGACCACAAACACCAACAAUGACACAACUUCGAUGCCACCAACCACACACACCAACAAUGACACAACUUCGAUCAUACCAACCACACACACCAACAAUGACACAACUUCGAUGCCACCAACCACACACACCAACAAUGACACAACUUCGAUCAUACCAACCACACACCCCAACAAUGACACAACUUCGAUCACACCGACCACACACACCAACAAUGACACAACUUCGAUGACACCGACCACACACACCAACAAUGACACAACUUCGAUGACACCGACCACACACACCAACAAUGACACAACUUCGAUGACACCGACCACACACACCAACAAUGACACAACUUCGAUCAUACCGACCACACACACCAACAACGACACAACUUCGAUGACACCGACCACACACACCAACAACGACACAACUUCGAUGACACCGACCACACACACCAACAACGACACAACUUCGAUGACACCGACCACACACACCAACAACGACACAACUUCGAUGACACCGACCACACACACCAACAAUGACACAACUUCGAUGACACCGACCACACACACCAACAAUGACACAACUUCGAUGACACCGACCACACACACCAACAAUGACACAACUUCGAUGACACCAACCACACACCCCAACAAUGACACAACUUCGAUCAUACCAACCACACACACCAACAAUGACACAACUUCGAUCAUACCAACCACACACACCAACAAUGACACAACUUCGAUGCCACCAACCACACACACCAACAAUGACACAACUUCGAUGCCACCAACCACACACACCAACAAUGACACAACUUCGAUCAUACCAACCACACACACCAACAAUGACACAACUUCGAUCAUACCAACCACACACACCAACAAUGACACAACUUCGAUGCCACCAACCACACACACCAACAAUGACACAACUUCGAUCAUACCAACCACACACACCAACGACACAACUUCGAUCAUACCAACCACACACACCAACAAUGACACAACUUCGAUGCCACCAACCACACACACCAACAAUGACACAACUUCGAUCAUACCAACCACACACACCAACAAUGACACAACUUCGAUCAUACCAACCACACACACCAACAAUGACACAACUUCGAUGCCACCAACCACACACACCAACAAUGACACAACUUCGAUCACACCAACCACACACACCAACAAUGACACAACUUCGAUCACACCAACCACACACACCAACAACGACACAACUUCGAUGACACCGACCACACACACCAACAACGACACAACUUCGAUGACACCGACCACACACACCAACAACGACACAACUUCGAUGACACCGACCACACACACCAACAAUGACACAACUUCGAUGACACCGACCACACACACCAACAAUGACACAACUUCGAUGACACCGACCACACACACCAACAAUGACACAACUUCGAUGACACCAACCACACACCCCAACAAUGACACAACUUCGAUCAUACCAACCACACACACCAACAAUGACACAACUUCGAUCAUACCAACCACACACACCAACAAUGACACAACUUCGAUGCCACCAACCACACACACCAACAAUGACACAACUUCGAUGCCACCAACCACACACACCAACAAUGACACAACUUCGAUCAUACCAACCACACACACCAACAAUGACACAACUUCGAUCAUACCAACCACACACACCAACAAUGACACAACUUCGAUGCCACCAACCACACACACCAACAAUGACACAACUUCGAUCAUACCAACCACACACACCAACGACACAACUUCGAUCAUACCAACCACACACACCAACAAUGACACAACUUCGAUGCCACCAACCACACACACCAACAAUGACACAACUUCGAUCAUACCAACCACACACACCAACAAUGACACAACUUCGAUCAUACCAACCACACACACCAACAAUGACACAACUUCGAUGCCACCAACCACACACACCAACAAUGACACAACUUCGAUCACACCAACCACACACACCAACAAUGACACAACUUCGAUCACACCAACCACACACACCAACAAUGACACAACUUCGAUCAUACCAACCACACACACCAACGAGACAACUUCAAUCACACCGACUGCACAGACGAACAACAACACAACUUCGAUCACACUAACCACAGAGACCACCAAUGGCACAUCUUCCAUCACUCCGACUGCACAGACCAACAGCAGCACAACUUCGAUCACUCCAACUGCACAGACCAGCAACGGCACAACAGCUACAAGUACAGUAACCCCAGAAAACUCUACAUUAACUACAACUGCACUAACAAACUCUACUAACACCUCUCCUGAGUCUCCCACAUCUACCACUUCACCCUCAACUAUCACCACAAACACAACCAGUAGAACAGAAAUGACCACACUCCCACCUGGACCCCCAUCCUCUUCACCUACCUCCAACUCCACCUCCAGCUCUACCCCUCCACAUCCCCCCUCAGGCAAUAGCACCGUACCCCCCGAAGGAAAUACCACCACCCUAACUCCCUCAACAACAACCUCAGGAGUUGAAACCACAACUGUGACUCAUUCCACUAAACCAGUUAGUGGCAUGACCACAACCUCGCACAACACCACUAAUCCGACCACCACCACCAUGAAUACUGGUACCACCAUCACUGCCACCAGCCUGAAACCAACAGAGACCACCACCAACUCCACUGUAGCCCCACUCAUCCCUACCCAGGGUCCAGUUAUAGAGUGUCCCUCCAUCCCAUGCCCACCUGACAGCGUCUGUCUUAAUGGUACCUGCCAGUGUCUCGCUGGUAGCUUCUUCCAGAAUGGCCGUUGCACACCCGCCCGAGUGUUCCCAGGCCGGCUUCAUCUCACCUCCUUGACAUUUCAAAAUCAAAUGCUCAACAGGUCCUCAAGUCUAUUCCAGCAGACGGCAGCUAAUAUCUCAGCAGCGCUCAGAGAUGUCUUCAGAAAUGACGUGGGGUACAUAAGAUCUGAUGUUGUUGAACUUCAACCAGGAAGUGUGCUAGCAACUGUAAAUAACGUCUUUGAAAACAACGCCCCCGCCUCUCAAGACUCUGUUGAUCAAUCCAUCAAUCAGGCCAUAGCAAACUCAGAAACUCCAGGCGCAUUGUUGACUGAUGCUUCAUUCACAGUUACAAACCUGUGUAAGCAGGAGCCAUUACCUUGUGAUGUCUUCACUACAACAUGCCUAAGUACAAAGGGCCGGGCUACUUGUUCCUGUAAGCCAGGCUACAUCGCCAUCGUGUACUCAAAUACCAGUUGCAAAGCUUGUCCAAGUGGGCAGAGGGCAGCGGGAAACACCUGUGAACCAUGUCCAUUUGGAUAUGCUGGCUUCAACUGCAACGACUCGGCUCUGCUGGCAGUGGUGGUGAUCUCCUGUGUACUAGGAGGAGUUCUUCUCAUCCUUGUCUUGGCUUUGCUUAUUUACUGCUGCUGGACAUGCUCAAAGAGCAAGCAAGAAUACGGCAGCAGUCCUUACUCAUCAGGUGAGGUAAAUCAGCCCUGGCCCACUGGCAUCACACCCAUCCCUCGUGCCUCCACUAACUGGGAUGCAACUCCUCCCAUCGAGAUGACAGAAGGGGGCAGCACUCAUACCUUGGUGGACAAAAAGCAUCAAACCAACGGAUUGGGGUUUCAUCCGAAGCAGAGAGGAUGGAAAAAGACGGGAUCAUAUGAUCUCAACCCAGAUGGAAUGAAAACCUUCAAAGGUAAAAAUCCAUCCCGUUAUUCAUAUCUGGUUCAAGGCCACGAGAACCCCUACUUCUUACCAGGAGAUGACAAAAAAAACUGAACAUCUGGGCAGCUGGAGAUCCGUGUAGGAGUUCGGAGCAAAUCAAAAAGAAGUCACUUAUUUGAAACUCUGGGACCACAUUUCCUGAGCAUGACGAGGUUGUUUAUAAAGGUACUUCACAGUUUGGGACUUUUCUGGUUUAAUGACAAAUCACAAAGGACAUUUCUUAAAAGAAAACUUGGAAACAGCCACCAAAGAGAUUCAUUAAACACAAGCAAGAACUCCUGUACAUUAUUUUUUUUAAAAGUGAGAUUGUAUUCAUCAUGCCUGCUCUUUGCAGAGAGCUAAAUGUUGCUGAUUAUAACCUGUAGAUGUCGCUGUUGCUCAGUUUCAUUCUCCUACUGUUUUUAAAGGUACGGUUGACUUUUCUAAGCUUUAAAGAAAUCCACCUGUAGUCUUUUAAAAUUAAGCUUAUUUUGCUAAUUGCACUUGAGUGUGUGUUAAGUUUACCACCAGUUUCCCCCUGAAAUCAUGGGUAAAUUGAAUGUGGGCUUUCUGGGGCUACUAUAUAUUUUUCUUAUGAUUAUUUUUUAGAUAUAAAUCUUGAAUGACUAAAGGGGCUGGAUCCCUGGUUCUGGGUAUUUUUAAAGGGAUUUAUACUGUAGCAGUACUCUGUAUUUGUUGAAGCCACACUUGCAAAAUGUGCCUGUUUUGAUGAUCUAUUUGACAAAUAGGAAACAUUAUGCAAAGCUGGUGAUAAAGCCUGUCUGCUGGAUGUGCCAAUUAUCACUUGAAUACAUUUCUUUUGAAGACUUAUAUAUAUAUAUAUGUUUAUUUUUUCGUGUCUGAGACAGUGCACUAUUUUAUAAGUGUGUCAAGUUUCUGUAAAUAAUUGAACAUCUUUUUUUGCAGAAAGUGUGUUUAUGUGUGGAUUGGUAAUAAAUUAAUUUAAACACAA
Messenger RNA from Thunnus maccoyii (southern bluefin tuna), 5353 nucleotides. RefSeq names its product mucin-2. The transcript is spliced from 14 exons. Gene Ontology annotation, biological process: cell-cell junction assembly. The record is from RefSeq and is a predicted model, not a curated record. The coding region runs from base 127 to 4455 and encodes 1442 amino acids. NCBI's taxonomy places the organism in Eukaryota, Metazoa, Chordata, Actinopteri, Scombriformes, Scombridae.